UACCGAGAGAGUGAAAGAUCGAGAGAGAGCAAGAUCGAGAGAGCGAGAGAUGAGGUUCGACGUUGCUGUGCUUCUCUUUCUCUCCGUUACUCCGGCGGUGAUCGCCGGAAGGCAAACGCCUCUUUUAGAGGAUAUCGUUAUGCCGACGACUGAGGUCGUGCGCAACCCAUUUGACACAUCUAACUAUGGCAAACUCCAGCUCAAUAAUGGCCUUGCCUUGUCUCCCCAGAUGGGAUGGAACAGCUGGAAUUUCUUUGCGUGCAAUAUAAAUGAGGCAGUGAUCAAAGAAACUGCUGACGCACUUGUUUCAACUGGGUUGGCUGACCUUGGUUACAACUACGUUAAUAUAGAUGAUUGUUGGUCCUCCUUGUUGCGCAAUGCUGAGGGUGAAUUGGUACCUGACCCAAAGACUUUCCCUUCAGGCAUCAAAGCACUUGCAGACUACAUACAUAGAAAGGGCCUCAAGAUUGGUAUCUAUUCCGAUGCUGGGGCUUUUACAUGCCAAGUCCGGCCUGGAUCCCUCUUCCAUGAAAAAGAUGAUGCAGGUCUUUUUGCAUCUUGGGGCAUUGACUAUUUAAAGUAUGACAAUUGUUAUAAUUUGGGGAUUCCGCCAAAGGAACGGUAUCCUCCUAUGCGUGAUGCACUAAAUUCCACUGGGCACGCCAUUUUCUAUUCACUUUGUGAAUGGGGCCAAGAUGAUCCAGCUUUAUGGGCUGGUAAAAUUGGAAAUAGUUGGCGUACUACAGAUGACAUAAGUGACUCAUGGGCAAGUAUGACUACCAUUGCCGAUCUCAAUGAUCAAUGGGCAUCAUAUGCUGGUCCUGGUGGAUGGAACGACCCAGAUAUGUUGGAGGUUGGCAAUGGGGGUAUGACUUAUCCAGAGUAUCGUGCACAUUUCAGCAUCUGGGCUUUGAUGAAGGCCCCUCUUUUGAUUGGUUGUGAUGUAAGGCAUAUGACUGCAGAGACUUUGGAAAUUUUGAGCAACAAGGAGGUCAUUGCUGUGAACCAAGACCCUCUUGGUGUUCAAGGAAGGAAGGUUUCAACUGAAGAUAAAGAUGGCUGCAGCCAGGUAUGGGCGGGACCUUUAUCAAAUAACCGACUGGUUGUUGCUUUAUGGAAUCGAUGUUCCAAACCUGUCAAAGUUACAGCGAAAUGGAAUGAUAUUGGUCUUGAGUCAUCCACCAAAGUUUCCGUAAGAGAUCUUUGGAAGCAUGAGGAUGUAUUGGAGAAUGUAGCUGGAGAUCUUGCUGCCAAAGUUGAUGCCCAUGACUGCAAGAUGUACAUCUUAAAGCCUACUGAAUAUGUGUCUCCAAUUUAAUGACACUGUUCGGUCAUGUCAUCACACCCUGCUUCCUUCUUUGUUCCUAUGUUUUAUUGGUUUGUAUCAAUAUUAUCAUUAUUGGUGUGUGUAGUAUUUAUCAAGUGCAAGGACUAAGGGUGCGCUUGGUUUGCAGAAUAGGAACGGGACCAACGGGUUAAUGAGAUUGGAACAGUGAAAGUAAAGGGAAUGUAAGUAAGGUGAUAGGAAUGAUAAUGAAAACUAUGUAUGUUUGAUUUGAA
This is a messenger RNA of Dioscorea cayenensis subsp. rotundata (Guinea yam), 1560 nucleotides long. RefSeq names its product alpha-galactosidase 3. The record is from RefSeq and is a predicted model, not a curated record. Gene Ontology annotation, molecular function: hydrolase activity, hydrolyzing O-glycosyl compounds. Gene Ontology annotation, biological process: carbohydrate metabolic process. Bases 50 to 1318 code for a protein of 422 amino acids. The transcript has 15 exons. Lineage: Eukaryota; Viridiplantae; Streptophyta; Magnoliopsida; Dioscoreales; Dioscoreaceae.